AUGGAGAGAUCUUUGCUACUUUUGACAUCCUUGUGUCACUUAGAAACAAUAAUUGAUAUUAACUUGAUUAAUCCACAGGUGCUUUACUGGUUAUCUGGUCUUACAUGUACAGAUGAAAAUUUCAUCAUUAAGUCUGGAGCUCAACGUGCUGCUUCUAGUGAGGGCAUCGCUCUGAUUGCCCCUGAUACAUCUCCAAGAGGGCUAAAUGUCGAAGGAGAGGCUGAUAGCUAUGACUUUGGUGUAGGCGCGGGGUUCUAUUUGAAUGCUACACAAGAGAAAUGGAAGAAUUGGCGUAUGUAUGAUUAUGUUGUUAAGGAGUUGCCUGAACUCCUGAAAGAGAAUUUCCCACAACUUGACACAACAUGUGCAUCAAUAUCAGGGCAUUCAAUGGGGGGGCAUGGGGCGUUGACUAUAUACCUGAAGAACCUUGACAAAUAUAAGACGGCAUCUGCCUUUGCACCAAUUGUGAAUCCAAUUAACUGCCCUUGGGGCCAGAAAGCUUUCAGUAACUAUCUGGGAGGAAAUAAGGCAGACUGGGAGGAAUAUGAUGCUACUUGCUUGAUUUCAAAGUUCCAUGAUCUUUCUGCAUCCAUACUAAUUGAUCAGGGGACAGAUGACAAAUUCUUGCAUGAUCAAUUGUUGCCGAACAAAUUUCAAGAGGCUUGUGAGAAGGUCAAUGCACCACUUUUGUUGCGACUCCAGCCUGGAUAUGACCAUUCCUAUUUCUUCAUUGCUACUUUCAUUGAUGAUCACAUCAGCCACCAUGCUCAAGCCUUGAAGUUAUAACUCUGUAUUUCGAGAAUCUAGUGUGAGUGUGUGACUACUUACGUUAUGUAUUGCUGUUAAAAUCAUGUUGGAAUCAAUUUUGCCUUAGCUGAAAGGUGAAGGAUAAGUGUCAUGGAUAGAAUGUCAAUAAGAAAUGUCAUGUAUGUUUUCAUAUGUGAUUGUGUCUGUUAUGGAUUCAUGCCCACUUUUGAAAGUGCCAAAAUCUAUGCUUUUAAACCCUAAAA
Messenger RNA from Chenopodium quinoa (quinoa), 1010 nucleotides. Its product is annotated as S-formylglutathione hydrolase-like. The record is from RefSeq and is a predicted model, not a curated record. Gene Ontology annotation, molecular function: S-formylglutathione hydrolase activity. Gene Ontology annotation, biological process: formaldehyde catabolic process. Gene Ontology annotation, cellular component: cytosol. Lineage: Eukaryota; Viridiplantae; Streptophyta; Magnoliopsida; Caryophyllales; Amaranthaceae. The transcript is spliced from 7 exons. Bases 1 to 786 code for a protein of 261 amino acids.